Molecule: messenger RNA, 882 nt
Organism: Komagataella phaffii GS115
Lineage: Eukaryota; Fungi; Ascomycota; Pichiomycetes; Pichiales; Pichiaceae
Product: Epsilon-COP subunit of the coatomer
Exons: 2
Coding region: 1-882 (293 amino acids)
Biological process (GO): retrograde vesicle-mediated transport, Golgi to endoplasmic reticulum; intra-Golgi vesicle-mediated transport; endoplasmic reticulum to Golgi vesicle-mediated transport
Cellular component (GO): COPI vesicle coat
Molecular function (GO): protein binding; structural molecule activity
Source: RefSeq, a predicted model, not a curated record
AUGGAUUCAUUCUCUGACAGCGGUGAGCUCUAUCAAAUUAGACAGCAGUUUUUCACUGGUCAAUACGUCAAUGUCAUCGAAUCAGACUUGUUAUCCUUUUCGGAGACAAACAGAGAGAAAGCUCUAGAGUACAUUGUAAGAGCUUACAUCGGACUUGGGAAAUACCAGAAAGCCCGUGAUUUGUCACUGGAUUCGGAAUCCUCUCAACUUUUUCAAGACUUUGUUGACUUUCUGGAAUUAGGUGCUGAUUCUGAGAACGCUGGGAUAGAAGCUGUUAUACAAAGCCCUCCACAUUCAGAGCUGAGUCUGGUUCUUGGAGGAAUAUAUCUGGCUAAGUUGGGGCGUGUUGAGGAAAGUCUGGCACUGCUUCACUUGCAUCAAAAUUCGUUAGAGUGUGUUUCCCUAAUAGUCCAGUUAUACUUGAUUACCAAUCGGGUUAAAAAGGCUCAACAAGAACUGGAAAUCUCAUCGAGAUGGGCUCAAGAUAGCAUUGUACACAAUUUGGCAGAAAGUUGGGUCAACCUCACACUUGGGGGAUCUCUAUACCAGUCCAGCUUUUACUUUUUUGAAGAGAUCUCUCAACAACACACGUCUAUUGAAACUUUACUAGGACUGUUGGUUGUUAGUUUACAAUUACACCAUGUUGAAGAAUCUGCCGAUAUCGUUACCCAAUUGUAUGAAGUGGCCCAGUUACACGGAAUACAACUGGAUCCAAGCGUGUACGCCAAUGAAAUUACGAUAGGAAUCCUCAAGGGAGAUACUUCGAAGCAAGAAGAAUUGAGAGAAAAGAUUAAGCAAUCCAACCCCAACCACCCAUAUCUCUUAGAUUAUGAGGCUAGGGUUGAACAAUUUGAUGCUAUUGUGGCCAGAUAUCAUGAAUAG